Molecule: messenger RNA, 4426 nt
Organism: Salvelinus sp. IW2-2015
Lineage: Eukaryota; Metazoa; Chordata; Actinopteri; Salmoniformes; Salmonidae
Gene: hmgcll1
Product: 3-hydroxymethyl-3-methylglutaryl-CoA lyase like 1
Biological process (GO): L-leucine catabolic process; ketone body biosynthetic process
Molecular function (GO): hydroxymethylglutaryl-CoA lyase activity
Source: RefSeq, a predicted model, not a curated record
UGUGAUUCUUUCAGUGAGGGGGGCAGAAAGGGCCUCAGUCUCCACCCUGUCUGCUUCAUGAGCAUAUUGAUCAGAAAACUCCACCAUGUGCAUUUGUUGCAGUUGAGCGUAAAGAUCCAUCACUGCGGGUGUCGGAGCCAGAGGAUCCUGGGGGAGCUCUACAGGCCAAACGGGAGCGUUUCGGAUGGGCAACAUCCCCACCACAGUGAAGCACUGCCUGAGCUAUGAACAACUCAUCCAGGAUUAUCCGUGGCUAGGAAGCCGGCUGCAGGAUGAGAAGUGUACUUUAACACGUGAAUAUCCAGAGUAUGUUAAAAUUAUUGAAGUUGGACCAAGAGACGGACUUCAAAAUGAAAAGGAAAUGGUUCCGACAAGAGUCAAAAUCCAGCUGAUAAACAUGCUCUCGGAAACAGGCCUGCCUGUGAUCGAGGCCACCAGCUUUGUGUCUUCAAAGUGGGUACCACAGAUGGCGGACCACACUGAAGUGCUUCAAGCCAUCCACAGAUCUUCUCAUGCUCGUUAUCCUGUACUGACACCCAACAUGCACGGCUUUCAGGAUGCUGUUGCGGCUGGUGCUACUGAAGUGGCCGUGUUUGGGUCUGCCUCUGAGACCUUCAGUCGGAAAAAUAUAAAUUGCUCUAUUGAUGACAGCAUACUGAGAUUCGAGGAAGUCAUUUGCACUGCUAAACAACAACAGAUUCCAGUCCGUGGAUAUGUUUCUUGUGCACUAGGAUGUCCAUAUGAGGGACCCAUUGAACCCACUAAAGUUGCAGAGGUGGUAAAGCGGUUGUAUGAACUGGGCUGCUAUGAGGUGUCUCUGGGGGAUACUAUCGGCGUGGGCACCCCAGGCUCCAUGGCCAAGAUGRUGCACUACGUCAUGAAAGAGGUACCCAGCAGCGCUCUGGCCGUUCACUGCCACGACACCUACGGCCAGGCUCUGGCCAACAUCCUAACUGCACUGCAGAUGGGGAUUUGUGCGGUGGACUCAUCUGUAGCAGGUCUGGGCGGGUGCCCAUAUGCCCAGGGAGCCUCUGGUAACGUGUCAACAGAAGAUGUUCUCUAUAUGCUCCAUGGCAUGGGCAUUAAAACUGGAGUCGAUCUCUCCAAGGUAAUAGAGGCAGGUGAUUUCAUCUGCAAAGCCUUAAACCGCAAGACCAACUCCAAGGUAGCCCAAGCAAGAAGCAAGUCCUCGUGAUUACUUUGUGCAUUGAUACAAGAAGAAGAUAAAGACCUUUCCCUUUAGCACAGUGUUUUGUCCUGUUGAUGCUGCAUAUAGAUAGCCAAUGAUUCUAUACAAAGUGCAAUAUACAUCUUUUUUUUAAACCAAAAUUGAUGGCCAUUUAGCAGAGGCUCUUUAUUAAAAUGUUGCUGGAUAAGGCCUACUUAAAUUCAAAAAUAACUGAACUUUUUUUUACCAAAAAACCUCUUCCAGUUAUCACGUAUAGUCUGUCUGGUAGGAGGUGAAAGAUAGAGAUGACUCCACACUAAGUUGUGAAAGUUAUUCAUGGUGUGUCUGUGGGGGUCUCUUCCCAUUCAUUUCCAGCUCAGCAGGAGUCCUGAUGGGUUUUAAACCAGUGAGCGUCGAUCAUUUUCUCCCUCAAAAAAAUGUUUUCUCCCUCAAAAUGUAUUUUCAAGUCCGUUGCUUUAUUAACGUGGAAGUCUGCCUGUCUCCACAUGUAAAAUAUUGAUUUGUUUUUUCUCUCUUCAAAGCAAAUGUUAUUUGUCAUGUGCCAUAUACAACUGGUAUAGACUUUACAGUGAAAUGCUUGCUUACGAGCCCGUCACAACGAUGCAGACUAAAACAAAUAAUAGUAACACAAUUCAUCCUCACCAGUGCAUGACCCCGUUCGAAACCAUAUAGAUGGUMGCGACUAUUUAUUUUAUUCUGUAGAGUUAAAAGCACAGUAGGCGGCAGCUUUAUGUUGACCUGUUGUAUGUGCAAUAGUCAGAGGGGCCAAAUGUAUUUUACCUGGAGAAGCCUCUUAACCGUUUAUUUUAGUUGAAGUAGGCCUUCUGAACAUACAGCAUAUCUAAGAACACCGAACAAUAUCAUGAACUUUGUUGUAUAACAAAGUAUUUAACCUCCCUUCCACUAGACUGGACUCCUUUUUAAACGCCUUAGAAAAUGUCAAUAUACACAAUUAAAUGAUUUUAUUAAUUUUCAAUAGUAAAAAUUAGCAUUUCAAGUAGAAUUUCAAUAGUAAUGAAUGCAGUUCAAUGUGAAGUAUUAUGUGACAAAGUCCCAUAAUAAGAAGAAAUAUAUUCAAUGUAUGUAGUGACGUUAUUCUAUGGGUUCAUCUUGCAAUAGGAAGCGACAUUUAUAUUAUACAUUAAAUAAAUAGUUAUUUAAAGAAGGGUGGUUGAGUAAGUCUGAUUUGUUAGGAAACCAAGAUAAUAUAAAUAAUAGUAUCCCUUUUAUAUUGUAGUUGGAGUGGAGGAAAUAGAAACAGAAAACAACUGAAGAGAGUUCUGGCAAACCACUGUGAAUCCAACAUGUUUACUACAUAAAGAUAAUAAAGGUUGAUUAAACAAAAUUGUUUACAGUUAAAGAGCUAGAUUACUGUAGGUUUCAGAUUACACAUGACAUUCUAAGCUUUCAAUGUUUGCCUACAGUGCUGCCUGCAUAUCUAAUAUUUAUCUAAUCAUCUACCAGCCCCUUCAGCCCAACCUUUCCCAAAAAUCAAGACCUAGCUUUGUUAUUAUCUUGUGACAAUAUUGUAUUACUUAAAUUAUUAUUUUACUUGAGAUAAAUCCAAACAGUUGUUAACCUUUAAAUAUCUUACUGGGAGAGUAUCACAGGAUUAAACACACAAUAAUCUUUUUGACACACAUUACCAAUAUAUUUUAUGAAUGUUAAAAAAUACAAAAUUCCCAUUGCUUUUGGAGGGCUUAAGUAAACACAUACAUUUUGUAGACAUCUGGAUUAAGGUGUUGAGGUUCCAUGAAAAGGGGGACAUGACAAAGCAAUGCAUCUUAUCAGACUUGAGACAGGUCAUAGACGUGACCUUAAACAUGAACAUCUGCUACAUAGCAACGUUAGCCAUCAUAUAUCAACCUAAUUAUGCAAUUCUCUAACACGUUCUGUAUAGCCAGCUAGCAUAUUGCUAAUAUAGUUAACUCAUGUUGGUUACUGGUAAUACAAUGCACAUGUUAAAAUACAACAAAGAUCUUGUUGUCUUUGCUCCCUUGGGGAAACAGGAUGGUUACAAGGCUGUAAAUAUAUAUAUAUAUAUGUUUUUCUUAUAAGAAGUUUGAAUCAGCUCGACAGCAUUGGAGUGACAAUAGAGGGAAGAAAAAAAAUUCACUUAAAAGGGAUGAGUCAAUAUUUGACCAUCAUUGCCUUGUUGACAUUACCAGUUGUAUAAUGUCCCUUACUGACUGUGUUGUGUACCAGUUACUAGAGCGCUAUCAGCUUUUUCCAGGAGUUAUCACAUAAACCACGCCACUGUGUUCUGACACUCAAGCAAGCAAGGAUAGCAGAAAUGGCUUAUGGCCGUACAUUUGUUUUAAUUGCACAAAAUUAUCUUAAAACAGAGUCAUGUUUUGACAUAUUAGUAUAAGUAGCUAAGUAAYUGUUGAUAAAAUAGUAUUUUCAAAAAGCUGUUAGAUCCCAAUAAAUCUAAAUUAGAUCAGAAAAUGCAGGUUCUGCAUUAUCAGACAUAUACCAUUGCAUACUGUACCAUAAUCAUAUGCAUAAUAUAUACACAGAUACAUGCGUGUUUGAGUGUCAAGGUCAGAAAAUUACAACACUAUUUUUAUCAGGAGGGUGAAAUUGAGGCUUUUCGUUCCCUCUGUGCGUCCUAUGAGAAAAAAAGCAAUGUAUCAAACAAUUGUAUUGUUUAAGCAUUCUACCCUGCAUCUAUUAUUAAUGUAUACUUACUUACCGUAUGUGAAAAACAAUCAUGACUCCCAACAGUACUACUGCAACAAGCAGUAUGUAUGCAAAAACAUUCACCAGCUGAUCUGAAAAAACAAAGUACACUUUCAUUUGAAGCUCUGCUGGUGGAUGUCUAUUGAUUUGACUGUCUCCAAACCAUUUUGAAUAGACACAACAACCAUUACAGUGCUGACAUUUAGCAUUACAGUUGAAGGAMAACUUCAAAUAUUACCACUCAACCAUUCGUAUCCUGAUUCUGAUUCACUCAUUGGAGGUGGCACAUAAGGAGUACUUUCUUUCUUCACUGGUGACACUGAAAUACAUUUUAAAAACAGGUUUUCAGCCACUUCAAAAUAAAUCUGAAACACAAACUAUUUGCCCCACUCCCCCCACUGACAUUGCUGAUAACUUCAUUGUUAAGAGAAAAUGUACUUAGUUAUCUUAAGAUGAAUACACUAAUAAGAGUGUCUGCUAAAUGACUCAAAUGUAAAAUGUAAAUGUAAUAAACACAUCCUUUGGGGAAAAAACUUCACCGUAUAAAUAAUCCAA